This is a messenger RNA of Humulus lupulus (European hop), 1001 nucleotides long. RefSeq lists its product as uncharacterized. The coding region runs from base 77 to 682 and encodes 201 amino acids. The transcript is spliced from 4 exons. The record is from RefSeq and is a predicted model, not a curated record. Lineage: Eukaryota; Viridiplantae; Streptophyta; Magnoliopsida; Rosales; Cannabaceae.
AAAAUAUUGGGAAAGAGAGUGUAGAUUGUCACAUUGGAAGUGAGUUGGUAAAGAAAAAACAUUGGCUUCUUCGGAAAUGAGUGUCUGCUUAGUCCCAAAUUUAUCGUUCUCUUGUUCAUCCACUGUGAUUCCUUUUCUCACCAACUCAACUACUUCGAACCCAUCACUCAUUUCAAUCACAACUCCUUCUUGUCUUCGUCUUCCUCGAUUUUCUCGCCUUUUCACAGUUGCUACCGCAGUGGGACCAUCGGCCAUGGAAGCCGCCUCCGCCGAGCAUAGUGGGGCCGCCGAUAACCAAAGUGGCUCAACUCCAUUGAUGAAGCUCCUCUUCGUCGAGAUGGGUGUUGGCUACGAUCAACACGGCCAAAAUAUCACGUCGGCUGCAAUGCGUGCUUGUAGAGAUGCCAUUUCUUCCAAUUCGAUCCCUGCUUUUCGAAGAGGGUCCAUACCUGGUGUUUCAUUUGAUCAAAUGAAAUUACAGAUCAAGCUGGGAGUGCCUCAUCCUCUUCAACAAUCUCUGGAUAUUGAAAAAGUGAAAUCAGUUUUUCCUUAUGGUAAGAUACUGAAUGUUGAAGUUGUGGAUGGUGGACUGAUAUGCUCAAGUGGUGUGCAUGUUGAGGAAAUGGGAGAUAAGAAUGAUGACUGUUACAUAGUAAAUGCAGCAGUUUAUGUUGGUUACUAGCUACUUGUUUUCUCUAAAAUACUGAAUAACCAGGUUUUGUUAUCUAGUAAAUUCAAAAUUGAAAAAAUAAUGAAAAGAAAACAAAAAAAGUCAAGGUUUGAAAAAUGCUAUAAAAGUACCUUCCCAUCAAAAUUUUCACCAUAAAAUUAUGACUUGUGUUUUGAAAAAUUCAAAGAAAAACCAUGAAGUUCCUAAUUAUGCAAAAUGCAUAGUGAUUGACCCCUAGUGUUCUUAUUAUCUUGAUUUGGAACUGUGAUAUUUCGUAGCUAGACUGUGAAAUUCUCAGGGUACUUUAUUGUAUUUAUUUUUUAACCUGAUA